CGUCAAAACUUUCCGAGCUGAAACUGUGGUGAAAAUCCGUCUGUAAAGUGGAAAGUGUUUGCAAAUAGUUUUUCCUUCAGAAAUUGUGCAAAUUAUGAAGCCAUUCUGCAGCGGAAAAGUGCUCUAAAGUUCAACCACUGCGAGAUCUGAGUUUAAAGUAUGGAUUUAACGUGAACGAACGGUACAACCAAAGGGUAGUGAAAAUAUUGUUCCUGGAUCUUUGUUGGUUGACUGGUGGCGGCGCCCCCCUUAAAACAAAAUGGAUCCCGGCAGCGAUUACGAUUUCAGCAGGAUUUGCCGCUCCUGCCGCAAGGAGGACCAGUUCUCGCAGACCAUUUUCGACUCCGUCGGCAGCAACGGAGUCAUGCUGCACGAUAUGCUGGCAAGCUGCAUCCACAAGCAGAUUCCCAAAAAUGAUGGAAUGCCGGAUCGCUUGUGCAGAAAGUGUGUGUGGGACGUCACGGCGGCGUACGACUUCCAGAAGCGUUUCACGGAAAGUGACUCCCUGCUACGGGAAUGCCUUGUGCGGCGAAAGAUCAAACCUACGGACAAACAGGACGAUUCCGGCAGUGGUAAUGUGUCGGUGAAGCUCGAGAUGGUAGACAUCAAGCAGGAGUUUCCCUUCGGGGAGCUGGAUCCUCUUCAGGAACAGAACGAGCGAGAAGAGCAAGCCAAAGCUCAAGCUCAAGCUCCAAUGGUGGAACCAAUCACCGAGUUGAAUAUCGACGAAGGGGAGUACAUGGAAGCGGACGUAGAUCCCAGUGGGUUCGACCAGUACAGCGAUAUGGAUAACAACAGCGAUGGAAAGGAUAGUUCAGAUGACGAAGAGGACAGUAAACCGUUGAUGUCGUUGAUAACCGAUGAGAGUAAGGCCGAGAUGGAAAAGUUGAUAGCGACCGUUGUUGCGGAAGCGGGUGUCACAAUGGAUGCCAACUCCACGACCUGUCCGAUCUGUUCCAAGGAAUUCCCGAAAAAAUACCACUUGAAUCGUCACAUGCGAUGCCAUCUCAGUAGUCCGCAGUUCGUUUGUGAGCUGUGCAAUACCGGGUUUACCCGACGGGAGCAUCUCUAUCGUCAUAUGAAGACCCACAAUCCCUCGGAGAAGAAGCUCGAGUGUCCUCAGUGUCACAAACGGUUCAUCCGGAGGGAUCACAUCCGGGCACAUUUGAAGACGCACAACAUGACUCCGGAGGCGCUCGAAGAUGUGAUGCAGUCGCUUCCGGUAGAAACACCGGACCGGAAGAAGGGCGAUAAGGACGAGGAUGCGGAAUCUAAAUCUCCCAAGGAAUGCCACGUUUGCGGGAAGAAGUUCCUGCGGGACUUCCGCUUGAAGCGGCACCUGCUGACUCACGAGGCCGACAUCGAGUGUGGCCAUUGCGACAGGAAGUUCGCAGCGGUGUCCUAUCAGGACUACAAGAGCCACAUGGAGGCGGACCACCCGGGACUGCCGCUGCAACCGGAGAACAGGAUAGUGGAAGACGAUGGCUCGGAUCGUCCGUACAAAUGUGAUCUGUGCGACCGAGCGUUCCACCGGAAAACGCACAUGACCCGGCACAUGACCAUGCACGAAGCGAACCGGCAGUUCGAGUGCAGCGUUUGCAAUAAGGGAUUCAACCGGAAGGACAACCUCCAGACCCAUUUGCGGAUGCACGUCAAGGACGGAGUGCUGAUGGAGGAGCAAGUGCAGCAAAUCGUAGAGGAAAAGGACCGGGAAGUGAAAGAGGCAGCCGCUCGGGGCGAAAAGAUCAAGAAAGAACGCGGCGACGAGGAGGAGGAUGACGACAACGACGACGGUCUGGAUGACAUCUUCAAGAAGCCGGAACUGGCGGAAUCGAUGAAGCGGAAGCAGUGUCCGUUCUGCAGCCGGACGUUCAAUCGGUUCUACCAUCUGAAGCGGCACAUGAAGCUGCACGGAAUCGGAGUGGAUCCAAACGAAAAGGCCAAGGAAGACAUCGACGAGAUAGAUGACAAAAUGAAAGCCGUCUGUCGCAUCUGUGAUGCCACUUUCGAUAAGAUAACGCUGCUCCGGAACCACCUGCGCAUCCACAUGAAUCCGGAGAGCUUCAGUGAUCUGAACAUCCGAUCGAAGCCGUACCUCUUCGAGGAAGGGUUCAUCGUCGAAAAUUACGUCGACUAUUUGGUGCAGAAGAUUUGCGCUUGGAACGUCAGCAGACUGUACAUGAUAAUCGAACCGGACGGGGAGGAACUGUGUCUCAGCGAUUCGGAUUCAGAAGCGGAAGAAGGCGAUCCACCACUGGAUGGUAUCAUUCGUCGGGAGCACAAAUGUCUGGUGUGCCAGCAGAGCUUCCCACGAAUCAAACAGAUCAUGGAGCAUGCUCAAAGUUUGCACAAAACGGAACAACUGUUGAACUGCAUGCAUUGUUCAAGGACAUUCCCGAGCAACGAGCUGCUGGUGCGCCAUUGUAAGCUCCAGUGUGAAAAUCAGCACAAAAAGUUCUUCUGCAGCUUCUGUGGUGAGAGAUUCAUGUGGCAAAUCAGUCUCAGCAGACACACGCGACAAAAGCACGACCAGAAGGAGAACAAGUUCUUCUGCGAAGUGUGCCAUCGAGGGUUCGCCCGGAACGAACACCUACUGCGGCACUACCGGGUGCAUGAUCCGUCGGAGAAGAAAUUCGAAUGUCCCCACUGCCAGAAGAAGUUUAACCGAAAGGACAAUCUCCGGUCGCACAUCAAAAUUCACACCCGGGGACCAAACGAGGUCAAAGAACCGACCCAUCUGUGUGUGCUCUGUGGCAAAAGCUUCACGACGUCCUUCAACUAUACGGUGCACAUGCGGCGACACACCGGAGAGCGGCCAUAUAAAUGCGAUAUUUGCGGGAAGGGAUUCCCUCGGACACUGGAUAUGCAAAGCCAUCGAAGGACCCACACCGGAGAAAAACCUUUCAGCUGCGAAGUUUGUGGGAAAAGCUUCUCUAGAUCCUGUCGACUGGUUCUUCAUCGAAGAGUACACACCGGAGAAAAGCCAUACAAAUGCACCUACUGCGAGCGGGCAUUUGCUCAACCAAACGAUCUUACGCUGCACAUCCGGCGGCACACGGGCGAAAAGCCCUACGUCUGCGGCAUCUGCAACGAGCGGUUCAUCCAGGGUACGGCCUUGCGGGCACAUCAGCGCACGUCCGGACACUUCGAGGAGCGGAAGUACGAACGGUACACGCUGGCAUCGCAAUAAGUCCCAUUCGGACGAUUGUGUAUUUAUUCUCCUAAUAAGCUUAGAAAGUAAUUGUGACUACGUAAUUCUAUAUCUCCUUACACUCAACUAGCGGAUGGCUUAACUCAAGCGUUGCAUUUAAAGCGAAGCCUUCCGCACAUUAACUUAUUCGGUUGCCACGGCCGAUGUGCUUCCGAGGAAGAACGGUUUCAGAUAUCGACGCUGGAACUCGAUUAAAUUCCUGCGGUGGAGCAUAUUGGUAGUGGUUCUGCCCGACACGAAAUAGCAACGAGCGUAAUUGGCUAGUAAGGUAUUCCAAGUCAUCACAUAUAUUCUCUAUCGAGUAUUGCCGCUACUGGCAUCUUAGAA
Molecule: messenger RNA, 3538 nt
Organism: Aedes aegypti (yellow fever mosquito)
Lineage: Eukaryota; Metazoa; Arthropoda; Insecta; Diptera; Culicidae
Product: zinc finger protein 420
Exons: 7
Coding region: 260-3190 (976 amino acids)
Cellular component (GO): nucleus
Molecular function (GO): zinc ion binding
Source: RefSeq, a predicted model, not a curated record